Messenger RNA from Closterium sp. Naga37s-1, 5952 nucleotides. The record is from the annotation of a GenBank genome assembly. Lineage: Eukaryota; Viridiplantae; Streptophyta; Zygnematophyceae; Desmidiales; Closteriaceae.
GUCACGAUGCUCGUGAUCGCGAUGCUCGUGGUCACGAUGCUCGAAAUCACGAUGCUUGUGAUCACGAUGCUCGAGGUCACGAUGCUCGUGAUCACGAUGCUCGAAAUCACGAUGCUCGUGAUCACGAUGCUCGAGGUCACGAUGCUUGUGAUCACGAUACUCAUGAUCAUGAUGCUCAAGGUCACGAUGCUCGUGAUCACGAUGCUCCUGGUCACGAUGCUCGAGGUUACGAUGCUCGUGAUCGCCAUGCUCGUGGUCACGAUGCUCGUGGUCACGAUGCUCGUGAUCACGAUUCUCGAGGUGACGAUGCUCGUGAUCGCGAUGCUCGUGGUCACGAUGCUCGAAAUAACGAUGCACGUGAUCACGAUGCUCGAGGUCACGAUGCUCGUGAUCACGAUGCUCGAGGUCACGAUGGUCGUGAUCACGAUGCUCGUGAUCACGAUGCUCGAGGUUACGAUGCACGAAGUCACGAUGUUCAUGAUCACGAUGCUCGAGGUCACGAUACUCCUGAUCUCGAUGCUCGAGGUCACGAUGCUCGUGGUCACGCUGCUUGAGGUCACGAUACUCGUGAUCACGCUGCUCGAAAUCGCGAUGCUCAUAAUCACGAUGCUCGUGGUCACGAUGCUCGAAGUCACGAAGUCACGAUGCACGAGCUCCCCGCGUCCCACUGUCAGCAGCAGCGUAGCUUCUAAUGAGGAUGGACUCGUUAAUGGUCGGAGGUCAGACGACGAGACCAAAGCGCACGACGAGGCGAUCUUUCCGCGGAACCCGUGCUGCAAGUCACUCGAUCAACUCGACCGGAAUCUCUCAUCAUUGUCACCAUCAGAAGCCCCGUGGACGGUCCUGAUCCACCGCCUCGCCCUCUGGCGGUCGCAUCUAAGCCAUCAAUUCCACCUCCCGGAACCGUCCGACAUCCUCAGAGAAGCCGGCCGGCUGUUCGUGUCGCUGGCCGUCAGCGCCGUGCUGCUGACGUCCGUCAGCGCGCCGGCGACGGCCAUCGUGCAGGCGCCUCCUCGCAAGCUGAUGCCGGACGAGCAGGCGACGGUUCAACUUUUCAACGAAACGACCCCGAGUGUCGUGUAUAUCACGAAUCUGGCCGUUCGGAGGGACGUGUUUACACUUGACGUGAUGGAGGUGCCGCAGGGGUCCGGGUCGGGAUUCAUUUGGGACCGCGAAGGCCACGUGGUGACGAAUUACCACGUCAUUCGCAACUCCAGCGACCUGCGAGUAACACUGGCGGACCAAUCAGUGUACGCGGCUGACGUGGUGGGGUACGACCGUGACAAGGACGUGGCAGUGCUGCACAUCGACGCGCCCAGGAGCAAGCUGCGCCCGCUGCGAGUGGGCAGCUCCUUCGACCUGCAAGUGGGGCAGCGGGUCUACGCCAUUGGGAACCCCUUCGGUUUGGACCAUACCCUCACCACAGGCGUGAUCAGUGGGCUGAGGAGGGAGAUCAGCAGUGCAGCAACGGGGCGGCCCAUCCAGGACGUGAUACAGACGGAUGCGGCCAUCAACCCGGGCAACAGCGGGGGGCCGCUGCUGGACUCCAAUGGCAACCUCAUCGGCAUCAACACCGCCAUCUACUCGCCCUCUGGGGCCUCCUCUGGCGUCGGCUUCUCCAUUCCCGCUGAUACGGUAGCAGGCAUAGUGGAGCAGAUAAUUAAGUACGGGCAGGUCACGCGGCCAGUGCUGGGCAUCUCCUUCGCCCCCGAGCAGUCUCUCGAGCAGCUGGGAGUGGCUGGGGUGCUUGUGCUCGAUGCUCCCCCCUCCGGCCCCGCAGGGAAAGCGGGCAUCCGGCCGACGACUCGGGACAGCUACGGGCGGCUGGUGUUGGGGGACAUCAUCACGGGCAUUGAUGGCAACACCGUUCGCAACGGCUCGGACCUCUACCGCAUCCUCGACCGCUGCAAGGUUGGCCAGAAGGAUUCGUCCUACGUCACAUGGAUCGACCGUCGUUCGAUCCUCCUCUUUGUCGCCGCCGUCUCCGCCGGCGUCGCUGCCGGCGCGACGGCAGCGGUGACGGCGACGGUGUUUCCGUACUCGCUGGGGCUACUGAUCGGCAUGCUCCGCACCAAUGACGGAAAGAAAGACGCUAAGACUACUAAGACUAAAGAGAAGACGACUAAAAAGGCCGGCACGAGCAGUAGUAGUUUCAUCAGCGGCGGCGGGAAUAUCACCGCGAGCGGCGGAUACGGCGUGGGGCCGCUGACGAAGGAAGGGCAGUUGCGAGAUGUGGUCAUGAGCGCUGUUAUCGAAUCAUCCGCGUUACAAGUCUCCUUCGACUCGUUUCCGUACUAUCUCAGCGAUGCCACGCGCAACGCGCUGGUGGACGCGUGUUUCAUCCGCCUGCGCCGCCCCGAGUUCCUGCGCUUCACCGCUGACCUCCCAUCACUCUCCGCGCGCAUCCUGCUCUCCGGCCCCCCAGGUCCUUCCUCUCCCCCUAGAUUCCUUUGUCCGCCCCCAGCUCUCACACUCGUAGUUUCCCUGUAUGAGAUGCAUGCUGCUGCUGGUGCAGGUAUGGCUGGUGCAGGUAUGGCUGGUGCAGGUAUGGCUGGUCCAGGAGCAGGAGUAGGGGAGGAGGGGGAAGGUGGAGGAGAUGGCACAGAGGGAGGUGCGGGGGAGAGGGGUGCUGAGGAUGCAGCAGAGGCAAGUCAGGGAGAGGAGGCGGAGGAGGAAGAGGAGGCCGAGGGCGAGGAGGGGAGGCAAGGAGAGGGCGGUGCAGUGAGUGGGGAGGGGGCGGGAGAGACAGGGGCGCCAGGGGAGGCACAAGUCGCUGGUCCCACGAGUGAGGCUGCAGGGGGGGAACAAGUAUCCGGGGGGGGGGAUGGGGGAGGUGGUGACGGGGAAGGGGGUGAUGGGGGAGAGGGGGAAUCCGCCCUGGCUGCUGAUGUGGAGAUCGAUGGGCCUGCUGACGUGGCGUCAGGGGAGCUGGAGCUGGCAGAUGGAAUGGAUGAGGGACAGGGGGGAGAGAGGGCGGAGGCGCAGGGGGAGGGGGAGAGGGUGGAGAGAGAAGGGGAAGGCGCGGAGAGGGAAGAAGCUGAGAGGGAGGGCGGGGGAGCUGCGGGGGAGGCAGGAGGGCUGCAGAGUGUGCCGUGUGUGCACGGGGCAGGUGGUGUUUGCACUGAUCUGCCUGCCAAUGGUUGCAGCAGCAGCAACAUCGCUGCCAGUGCUGUCAUUGCUGCGUGCAGCACAAUUUCCCAUCCUCCUGAUCCGGCUGCUCCUGGCGCCACUCCGCCUGCUGCCCCCUCGUCUGCUCUUUCUGUGUCUACUGCUGCUAGCAGCUCGUGCGAGGAGGCGGAGCAGAGCACUGCUGCUGGUAAUCCUUCUGCCUGCACCCAGCCGGACAGCAUACCGCCCCCCAGCACCGCACACACUGGCAGUAUCCACACCAGCACUGCCGCUGCUGGUGACGGUGCCAAGCCUAACAGGCCCGAGCAGGAGGAAGAGGGGCAGCAGGGCAGCAGCACCGUGAGUAAACGCGGCAGUGGGGGUGCGGGAGGAGGGAAAGGCGGUGUGGAUCUGCGAGCAGUGAAGCUGAAGGAGCUCUCCUCCUCGCUCAUCCCCCGCUCCCACCACUCCAAGUCCUCUUCAUCCUCCUCGUCCUCCCAUAAGAAGAAGGGCAGCAGCAAGGGAUCAAAGAGCGCAGCGAAGGAGGGAGGGGGUGAGGGGGAGGGUGUCGGGAAGGGCGGGAGCAAAGAGGAGGUGGGGAUUGGGGCAGCGGUGGCAAGUACAGGGCACAAGGCGAAGAGCAAGGGGGAGAAGGAGAAGGAGGGUGCUGGAAGCGAGGGGAAGAAGAGCAGCGAGAGUGUGGAGGGGUCAAAGAAGGGCUUUAAGAAAGGCGACAGAGUGCGCUACAUGGGCCCGCCCUCGCUCUCCUCUGCUGCACCCCCACCGCCAUCGGCCUCGCUUCUGCCACCCUCCAUGCGCGGCCCCCCAGUGGGGUUGAAGGGGCGCGUGGUGGUGGUGCUGGAGGAGAAUCCCCACCGCGUGGGCGUGCGUUUCGACAAGCCCAUCCCGGGCGGCAACAGUCUCGUGGACGUGUGCGACGAUGGGCAUGGCGCUUGGUGCCACGUGUCGGAGCUGCGGCUGGAGGGGGCGGCAGCAGACGACGUGGAGAAGCAGCUGGUGGACCAUUGCAUGGCGGUGGCAGCAACCGUAGCGGCCACAUCUCCGCUCAUUGUGUUCAUCCCGGGCGCAGACAGAAUCGCAGCAGCGCAUUACGAGCGGCUCGUGAGGCUAGAGCGCAUGGAGCGCUUGGGUGUUGUUGGGGAGAGAGGUGCGGAGAAGGGGGAGAAGGGAGAGAAAGGGGAGAAGGUGAAGGAGAGGAAGGAAGGAAAGGAGGUGAAGGAGAAGAGUGAGCCGCUGCGGCUGGUGGUGAUUGGUUCUCACACAGUGCCGCCCAAGAAGGACAAGGCGCCAGCAGCGGCAGCAGCCCCCAAGACCACGGACAAGCUCUCUGCUCUGCUCGACCUCUCCUUCCUGGACCAGCUCUCCUCACGGCUAGAGGACGGACGGGGGGAUGGUGGAGGGGGCAAGGCGGGCGGCAGGGCGGUGUCUCGCAUCUUCCCCACCUCCAUCCCGGUGCUGCCGCCCGCACAAGACGAUGACGUGGCGCAGCGUGAUUGGGCGAGGCAGCUGGAGGGUGACGUGGAGCUGAUGCGUGCUGAGAGCAACCGCCGCCUGCUUAGAUCGGUGAUGUGCACAGCAGGAGUGGAGUGUGCAGACAUUGACAGGCUCUCAAUCGCCUCCCACUCUCUUCCCCAGGAGGGAGCGGAGCGCAUGGUGGGGUGGGCCAUCAGUCACCAGCUACAGCACAGCCAACAAGCCGACACGCCUCCUGCCCGCCUCCCGCUCUCUCUCUCCAGUAUUCGGCAUGGAGUGGAGGUGGUGGAGGGAGCAUCUCAGCAGCAGCCAGCCACACAGCGCAAGGCACUUAAGGACGUGACGUGCGACAACGACUUUGAGAGGCUGCUACUGGGGGAGGUGAUACCUGCGGAGGAGCUGGGCGUGCGUUUUGAGCACAUCGGCGCGUUGGAGGGCGUCAAGGAGGCUCUAAGAGAGGUCGUCAUGCUGCCACUUCAGCGACCAGAGCUGUUUCAAACGGGCCAGCUCACUAAGCCGGUACGGGGGCUGCUGCUGUUUGGUCCACCGGGCACGGGCAAGACGAUGCUGGGCAAGGCGGUUGCUACGGAGUCAGGGGCGAACUUCAUCAGCCUCUCCAUGGCCUCCGUUGCAUCAAAGUGGUUUGGAGAGGCAGAGAAGUAUGUGAAGGCCGUGUUCACGCUGGCCAGUAAAAUUGCGCCAUGUGUCAUCUUCGUGGACGAGGUGGACAGCAUGUUGGGGCGGAGAGGCGGCGACUCGGAGCACAGUGCAAUGAGGAAGCUGAAGAACGAGUUCAUGGCGGCAUGGGACGGGCUGCGCUCCAAGCAAGCCGAGCGCAUCCUCGUGCUCGGCGCCACCAACCGCCCGCAUGACCUCGAUGAUGCCGUCAUUAGACGGUUCCCCAGAAGGCUGUUCGUGGAUCUGCCUGACUGCACCAACCGAGCCAAGAUUCUGAAAGUCAUUCUAAAGGAUGAGGACGUGGAGCCAGGCUUCAGCACCGAUGAGCUCGCUGCUGCCACCGAUGGCUACUCUGGUAGCGACCUCAAGAACCUGUGUGUGACAGCAGCGUUCCUCAGAAUAAAGGAGUUUCUAGAUAAGGAGAAGAAGGAGAAGGAGGAGGCGGAGAGGAGCGAGGGAGGUGCGGAGGGCAGCAGUGGAAGCAGCAGCGCAGCAGCAAGUGGCAGCCGGGAGGGCGACGCUGGUGCUGCUGACUAUGCCUCUCAAGGCUCGGCUUCCCCUGCUGCUGCACCAUGCCUGCGGCCAAUCAGCAUGAAGGACAUGCGGAAGGCAAUGGAGAAGGUAGGCCCUGCUGCGGUGCUGCUGUGCUGUGUUGCUGCCAUGCUGCCAUGA